GGUGUGAGCGGCCGGGCAGGGCGCCCCCAGGAUGCUGCGGUUCCUGCGCAGGACCUUUGGCCGGCGGUCGAUGCAGCGCUACGGGCGAGGAGCCGGGCGCGGAGCCGGGCGCGGUGGGCUCGGCGGCGAGGGGGACGAGCGGGACGGGGGGCUGCGAGGAGCGGCCGCCGCCGCCGUCGGCUCGGGAGGCUUCCCCUCCUCGCCGCUCCCCGGAGGGGUCGUGCACAGCGCCGGGGCGCCCGUCCACAUCCCGGCUGCCGGCGGCAGCAAGCCGGUGCUGCAGUGCCGCGUCCUUCUCCUGGACGGGACCGAAGUCAACGUGGAGCUGCCGAAAAAUGCAAAGGGACAGGAGUUGUUUGACCAGAUUGUUUAUCACUUGGACCUUGUAGAAACGGAUUACUUUGGCCUGCAAUUCAUGGAUGCUUCCCAAAUUUCACACUGGUUGGACCAUUCAAAAUUCAUCAAGAAGCAAAUAAAAAUUGGACCUCCGUACACGUUGCAUUUUCGAAUUAAGUACUAUUCGUCAGAACCGAACAACCUUCACGAAGAGUUUACAAGGUACCUGUUUGUAUUACAGCUCCGGCAAGACAUUCUUUCAGGGAAACUGAAAUGCCCAUACGAAACUGCUGUUGAACUAGCAGCUCUGUGUCUUCAAGCUGAGUUGGGAGAGUGUGAGCACCCUGAGCACACACCAGAGCUCGUGUCUGAAUUCAGGUUUGCACCAAACCAGACUGAAGCAAUGGAAUUUGACAUUUUUCAGAAAUGGAAAGAGUGCAGGGGAAAGAGCCCGGCACAGGCUGAGUUGUGCUACUUGAACAAAGCGAAAUGGCUGGAAAUGUAUGGUGUAGAUAUGCAUGUGGUUAAGGGAAGAGAUGGUUGUGAAUAUGCUCUUGGACUGACACCAACAGGCAUAUUGAUCUUUGAAGGAGCCAACAAAAUAGGCUUAUUUUUUUGGCCUAAAAUCACAAAAAUGGACUUUAAAAAGAGCAAACUAACGCUCGUGGUUGUAGAAGAUGAUGAACAGGGCAGAGAGCAAGAGCACACAUUUGUUUUCCGGUUAGACAGUGCCAAAACGUGCAAACAUUUGUGGAAGUGUGCGGUGGAGCACCAUGCUUUCUUCAGAUUGCGAGCCCCAGCAAAUAGUAAAUCUAGUAGAUCCGACUUCAUAAGGCUGGGAUCACGCUUCAGAUUCAGUGGGAGGACAGAAUAUCAAGCAACACAUGGGACAAGAUUACGCAGAACUAGUACAUUUGAAAGGAGGCCCAGCAAGAGAUACCCCUCUCGGAGGCAUUCCACUUAUAAGGCAAACAAUCCUGUGAAAGCAGCACAACUGUGUGCUAAAAAUACUCCUGAAGUCCAUAACUAUCAGCCACAGUAUCAUCCUAAUAUACAUCCUGCUCAGCCACUCUGGCAUCCACACACACCUGUGAAUGUAAGGGAUGGAGCAUCCACAGCUUCUCUGUGCAACCUGUUUCAGUGCCUCACCACCCUCACAGAAAAGAAUUUCUUCCGUAUAUAUAAUAAUUGCAACUUCAAUUUGGUAAUAAGGCCACCCUAUCAUGAUGACAGGCCCUAUUGGAAACCCCCCACAAGUGGAGAGGACAGCAAUUUACGCUAUCCGCUGAACAACAGCGACCUGCACCCAUUCAACAUUGAGGAGAACGGCGGGACCCCAUACACCACAAAACUGGGUGCGAGGCACCACCACCACCAUCGGCAUCACCACCACCACGCCAACUACGGGGCCCUCGCUCCUGAAAGCAAGGACAUCGUUUCUGCAGUUCCAAACACAGCCAGCAUCCUUUUAGAACUGAGCUCAGGACUUCCCCUUCUUUAUGAUGAAACUUCUCAUCUGAAGAAAAUAGAAACGGAGAGUGUGAAGGUAGUUGGACCAUGGCCAGCCCUGCACGUCAGCAUGAACAAGGCUGAAGACAAGAAGGUACCGGAAAAGACUCUUCAUGCCCCUGUGUCGCCUUCAUCUGUACCUGACCAUUUGAAGUGCAACAUCCUCAAAGCUCAAGUGGAAGCUGCUUUUAGAGUGGGUGCCCAGGCUGUGAAAGAAGAGACCACUUUUGUAAAUCCCAGUAAGACCUCCAGUCUGCAGGACCCUAAUGUAAGGAGUCCAGCUCCAGUGAGACCUGAAACAGCACCAACAACUGUCCCUGCAGAAAAGCAGGAGGUGAAAGCUCCUCGUGUGAGGAAGUUAACGAGGCAGUACAGUUUUGAUGAAGAUGACCUUCCUCCAGCACUGGCAGCAGCAGCAGCAGCAUCAACACCUGUGUCUUCAGCAUCUCCCGGGUCACAGAAAACGUGUACGCCACAAACGUCGGAAGGACAGACACAGGUGUCACCCGGUGGCAAGAGUUCCACAGAUGCUGGGAGUACAUUUGCUUUGGAGCCAGGUGACCUCCUGAUGGAUUUCACAGAGGCCACACCAAUGAUAAAGACAUUCCCUGCUGAUACAUCUAAUCCUUUUUUCGAUCCCUUUACAACAGUACCACAGUUUUCUGCAGAAUUUGCAGACAGCAAAUUACAAUGCUGUGGGGUGCAGUCAUCUCCUAAGAUUACGCUGGUGUCUCCAUCACCUGUCCUGAGGUCUCUGGCAGACACUAUACCGACUCCAACAGUGCAGACAGUAUAUACGUCGCAUAAGCCCAUUUCGCUGGCAGACAGUGCUGAGACUCUGAGGCGUGAACUUGAGAGAGAGAAAAUGAUGAAAAGACUCUUGAUGACAGAAUUAUGAAAUUCGCACUUCCGUCAGAUGGAGAAUGGAUUGGGGCCUUUCAUGUGCCUUCUGUCUGUUUACAUUCCUCUGCUUCUGUGUACUCAACAUAAUGCAUCGGGAAAAUGUGUGAUAUUCCUGGCUCGCCUGGAUUCACCGCGGUUGGCUAAAGUUACGGCUCGGCUAGACUUUAACUUGAAGGAGUUCCUUUAUUCAUUUGCUGCUGGGAAAUAAACCUUCAAUCCUUUAUCUCUCCUGAGAUUUUAUACUAUUAACACGAUUAAUUUCUGGUUUGGUUUUGGUAAAUCUAGGGCAAAGAGGAUCAGCAAGGAGCAUACUGAUUUCUAUUGGGAAACACUGUUCUGUACAUAUGUUAAUAAGUGCACAGAAAUUAAUGUUAUGCAGAAUAUUUUGAUAGUAACAUAGAAAAAUAUGUCAUUUUGUACAACUGAAAAUUGCAAUGAGCUACUGCUAUUUGUUAAGAGAACCAUUUUUAAAGCAGAAGAACGAUUAUUACAUCCUAACCCCAGGACUGUUAGUCUCCACAGAAUAAACGGCUGUCUUAUUAAAUUCCUAACCUUAACCUUCACUCAGCGAUAUAAAUAGCUGCAAGGGGGAGAGACACCCCACCAUACAGAUAUACACACCCAAUACUCCCUAUAGCUUGUCACCUUGACUUAAACCUUCAACAAAAUCUUGCUGUAUUUCCAUUAAUGGAUGAAAAAAAUCUGUUGUUUAAAGUAAUUUGCUACUGACUUUCUAGCUUGAAACUGACUUUUUUAAAGUAAGUGAAGAGUUUUACCUUCUCCAGUUUGCCUAGGCUUUAAGGCUAGCCCACGCUCAGACGUCUUCUGCCCCAGCACUGAAGGUUGCAGAGCCUCAGCGGUGUGGAUGUAGCUCACGUAAGGAGAAUGUUUUCCUUCCUGGGUAAAUAAACCACCUUCCUGACUGACAUGAAUUGGCUGGUCCCUUUCAAGAGCAAGAAAAAUGAUAGUUUAUGGCAUAGCUGUGCCUAUACCCGUGUUUUUAACUGUACUAAUCAGCAUGUAUGUCCUAGCAAACCUGUGGAGGGUGUGCCUGGCUAUACGUCCCGUUCACCUCCAACACCCAAGCAGCCUCUACAUCCAGUGGAGCUAUCUCAGGCAUGAGGUGGGGAGGGUGGUCCAGCACUAGCAGAGCCACAGACACAGGGAGGGAAUUAAUGAUAUACAGGUAAUGCUACCAACUAUCUCCUAGGAAAAAAAAAAGGUCUCUGUUUCCCCUUGUUCAGUAGCACGGGGUCAUCGAGAAAACUAACAACAUCUGACUGUCAGCUACUCUUUCAACAGGAAAGCUUUUGUGCAUUUUGUAUGGCUGAAGAUGUAUAUUUUUAUGUUACUCUGUACACUAUGUUCUCUUAUUUGUAUUAAGAUAAAAGAUUGUCCUUCAUUUGGCACUGAUUAUGAUGGCUUUAUCUCAGCUUAAGCAGUUUGUUUGUGUGGAGGCUGGGAAGUGAUUGCUGUGAGACUGGCUUUCCUUCUGAGUUAGCUUCUGCUGUUUUUCUAAAAUGAGAGUUCUGGAUUGCAGUGUGAAGGUACGAAAUAACUUGUCUAUUUUAUAUUUGCUGGGACAAAAAAGUAGCAUUAGGCUUCCCAUUUAAAUCCACCAAACCCAAAACUCUGGUUGCCAUAAAUUGGGUCAAAAUACACAGAAUGACCAUUAGAUAGAAAAUCACAUUGUAAAAUUUAAUCAAGUGGCUCAACAUGAGCAGUGGGCACAAGGAGCCACAAAACCACACCUGGAUUGUAGAUUUAAGAGCAUUCCAGAGACUUCCCUGAGUAAUUAGAUAUGGCUUGUGUGUUGUCCACCCUCUAGUUGCAGUGCCAGGACACUUCUGUUCCGUAUGUUUUAAUGCCCCACUCCAUCAAUCCAGGGUUCUUAAAAAUUGGUUAGGAACAUUAAAUCCCUGUGAGGAAAUCAUAAAGGAGGAUAAAAUGCACAGACACAAAAGAUUGCAAUUUCCUGUUACUCUUUACCACUUCCCAGAGGGUAUUGGUGAGGGAGAAGCAGCAGCACAUUUUGCCCGUGUCCAAGUGAGAGUGAGCAUUCUGAAGAGCAAAUAAAAGAAAAUUGUGACUAUAAAUGCUGGUUUGGGAGAGGAAAACAAAGUAAGGUUGAGAAUGGCACAGUGCUGACUAGCUGAAUCUCGUUUUCUGCCUGUUAGGUAACUCCCAAUUGUGUUUGAACUGGCAACAAUUUCACAAAGUCACUGUCAAGGAAAACCCGGAACAAAAAAGAUAAAAACAAACAGAAAAAAAUCUGAACUCUUCAGUCAUACUGAUUGCCAUGGAGUGGACUUUAGGAACCCCACAAUAUGCCUUCAAGUUUGGGGGCAAAAUAGAUCCAUGUUAGGACAGUUUGGUCACUUAAGCAAAAGCCUUUAGCAAAACUAAAUGCCUAAGUCAGACUAGCCCAUAAGAUGUUCUGGCUCAUAAACAGCGUAUUAGUUCAUUGUUUUUAAUGAAUUAUUUUUGCUCCCAUUGUAUAAAAUUUCUUCAGCUGAAAUAGUCAGAACCAGAAAACAAGUAACAUGAACCGAGGUUACUUUAUCUGGCCAAGUCUUUAUAGCUGAGGCAUGCUCUGGGAUAGCUGAAGAAGGGCAGAGAUUCCUCCUUCUUUGGUUCCCACCAGGAGAAGAGGGAAAGGCUCAUAUGGCUGCUUAGUUUCUGUGGGACAUUUUCUACAGAACAACUUCAAGUAUGUUGCCUUGUCGUGUUUCAGUGUCUUAUCCACUGGCUGCUACCGUUUCCUAUUCUGCAGUCUAAUGGAGCUUUAUUAAAACUGUUUUACUGAUAUCAAACUAAAGUUUUAACUGUGGAAUGUCAUCAUCUUGUUCUUUCUUACUGGGUACCUUCUUCAGCCAUGCUUCAGCAUCUCAGUUUUCACAUCCUCUGAAGAAACACUUCUGCCUCACUUCUGGUUGGGAAUUUCAGUGUUAGGACACCUGUUACCCAAAACUGCUGUGAACAAGACAGUGUCAACACAAAUAUGUUGCAGAGGGGCAGACAUUGCAGAUUUGCCCCUACAAUUUAACUUUACAGGUGUUAAAGGAUACUCUGCCUGAAGGUAUGUCUAUAUAAUAGUGCAGAAGUAUCUGAGCUAGCUUUAAGCUUGCAUAUGUAGUUGUGGCAGCAUGAAGCCCAGCACAGGCUAUCAUUAUCAUGUACAUUGACAUGUGUAAAGAUAACGCGUUUGAACAGCAGCCUUCUGAAGCAUGGUCUCCAGAACUGGUGACAGGAAAGGAUGGCUGAAAGGAUUUUGUCUCUUCAGCUCUCCUGGAAAAGGGUUCAUCUCAUCUAACAUUAAAAUGCUCAGCUCUCACCUGAUGAGAGAUUAAAAGAACUGUCUUCCGGAGGUGCCUCUGACUUAAGUGUCUACCUUUUUACUGAUUAAAGUUAGGUGAGAUGUAUCCUGCUUUCCGUCCCUCUGGCUAGGUCUACAUUGCAAACCCUUGCUGACUCAGCUGCAUCAUCCAGGGCUCAGCUUCGAGGGACGAUUUGUGACCGGCGUAGCUCUGCCAGAGCACUGCCUUUUGUCAGCAGAUUUAUCCCUUGUGGAAGAACAGAGAGCUGGGAUAGCAACUUACAGUGACAUAAGCACCGAGGCUUCACUACAGUUGUGCUCCGUCUGGGAGUAGCUGGUUGAUGAAACCUCCUGCUGCAGCCACGCUGGCAAAGCUUAUCAGGGAUGGCCCUGGCUUUCUGCAGUGCCCCCGAGUGAUGCUCUGACCCUGUCAGCAGAUCCCAGCUUUUCAGCGUGAAGUCUCUAAGCAGCGGAAUGCAAUGUUGUCAUGUUUGGGUGAUUCCAGCAAAAUUUAUUGGCCAUUUAAAUAGCUAUGCAAGGAGUUAAAUAUUUUCUCAUUUUGCAGCCUCUUAUGGAAGCCAACCAAUUGUGCUUUGUUUUUUUGUGGCUCAGCUGUUUCCACUAUUUUAAGAGGAAUAACUGAGUUUUCUUUAGAAACAUUGGUUGAGAUUCCAACCUCUCUCAGAUCCCACCGUGUGUGCAGACUUUUCAUGUUUCACAGACCCUGGAAGUGCAAAAUAUGAAAAUUAACUCCUCCAAAGUUUCAGUUCAUGGCUUCACUCUCUUGCAACAGGAUGCCUAUGUGCCCAUUUGAAACAGAGCUGGCAAUGCAGUGAAAUGUUUCAUUGGAGGCCGCAUCAUGUUUUGUUUGAACUGUUUACAAAUAGCCUUUGCUUUUAUUUAUUUAUUUUUUUCUGAAUACAUUUCUGGUUCAUUUGCUACAAAAAAACCCUACUUGUAAUUAUGCAAUGGAAUAUUUUUUCUCUUUUUUUUUCCUCUCCUUUUUUUUUUUUAAUGUCCUGAUGUUCAAGGAGUUUGCAAUAAAUAUACUGAGACUGAUCUGUAAUUGCAUGUAAGAUUAGCCUCACAACUGUGUUUUGUAAAGUUUCGUGCCGUAAAAGAAGCUGUAGAUGACGUGGAGAGGGAGGGAAGGUAGAGAGUAAGUGGAGGAGAAGGCUUCUUUGGCAGCUGCAGCAUUGAAUGGUGGGUGGCAAGACUGCUCACACCAUUUAGUUUUCACCUGACUAGCAGCGUGUAUCAUCAGACAGUGUAUGAUGGCAUUUUGUUGAAAACAUGCCUAAAGAGAAACUUUUACGGCUCAGCUGUUUACCUGUUCCUGUAUUCAUGCCUGCAAUAAAAGAGAUGAAAAAUAAA
Molecule: messenger RNA, 7438 nt
Organism: Catharus ustulatus (Swainson's thrush)
Lineage: Eukaryota; Metazoa; Chordata; Aves; Passeriformes; Turdidae
Gene: EPB41L4B
Product: erythrocyte membrane protein band 4.1 like 4B
Exons: 27
Coding region: 32-2743 (903 amino acids)
Cellular component (GO): cytoskeleton
Molecular function (GO): cytoskeletal protein binding
Source: RefSeq, a predicted model, not a curated record